GUCAAUUACAUAGUCUAUAGUAUAGUCACCUGUGGUAAUUUAACACUGUGUGUGCUUUCUAUGGGUAAGAUCUAUGGUAUAGAAAGCCUAUAGGGACCUCUGCCCCAUGUAGUAUACAAUAGGCUGUGCACUGGGUCACAGUAAGGUGACAUGUCGUACAGUGCAGCAGUAGACAUUUAGGGGGCUGCAGCUUUAAGCAGAGCUCCCCCCAUCUCUGCUGAGCAUUGAGAAGUGGUUAAGUGAAUCCAGCUUUUAUGCAUUUGAACCUGUGCAGCCUCAGAAGGAAGCACCUGCUUUUCCCACGGUCUCUCCUAAUGCAUGCAGCAGAGAGAAGGCUUGUCUAGUCUACUAACCCCCUCUAGUGCUGAGCUCUGCAUGUGACCUGCACAGAACAGCCAGGGAUGCUCCUCUGCACCUCUGUGAGCCCACAUCUCCAUCCCCUCCAGCGGAGACCUGAUCAGGCAGCAGCGGAUCCUCUGGACUCUCCGCAUCCUUCUCCACAUCUCCUCUUGCUGCGGUGUCUGCUCCGGGAGAAGCUGCUGCACACUGACUUUAAGGGAUCUCUUACCUUUCUGUUUUCCAUGACAUAAGCUUUACUGUCAUGUGUGGAGAAGAAAUCACUUGUCAACUUGAUUAUAUCUUGGGGAACAGCUUUAAGUUUUUUUUUCCCCCUAUGAAGAAGCCUGGAAUGUAAGAUGUCCUGUCUCCAACCUUGAGCACUGAUUCCCCGGAGUGUGGUGAGAGAGAUGGAAUUUCCCUGCCACUGACUUUUUGCUGGAGAGGAUUUGGGAGGAAGGAGAUCUGCUGUGGAUGGGAGAGGGGGAUGGGGGCUCUGUCAUGUGAAGGGAGGGUCCUACCAGGAGCCUUCAAACUUCCCACCUGCAGCCCAAAGCAGAGGUAUAGCCAAGGAGCAGGACUUAGUGCAGUGCAAAUGACUGCUCACUGGGGGGUGAGUGCACACUCCACACUGGUGCUCAGCUCAUACAUCAUGCACAGCCUGCACAUCCAGAGCCCAUACCUCACACUGUCUGUAAGGCUUGUAUAGCACAUACUCCAAUAUCCAGGGUGCAGGCUGAAAACCUGUGCCACUCUAGCCCUGGCACUGGCAGCAGUGGAGUUUCUUCAGGACAUAAUGCUUCAUGUGUUGUCUAUGCUGGGAUUCACACUUGUCUAGCAGUGCAAGCGAUCAGUGCGCUCCUGUACAUGCAGCAGCCAUUCUGCACAGGUUCCUAGCUCCUUGCACUGACUACCAGUCAACCUAUGGCUAGUUCCACCACGAUGAAGCAGAUAGCAUUACACAUCCGACGGGUGCACAGGCUCAGGGACCAGACGGAGCGCAGCACAAGGCUACCUGGUAACCGCAACUAUAUGGUGCGUCUAACACAGAGCCAAUAGGCAGGUGCGGUAUUUACUCAGCUAUAGACUUGUGCGUCUAUUGCAGCCAAGGUGUAAGCAGCAGGGGACAUAUAUUAUUGGCUGCUGUAUACAUUACAAUGAGGAUGCCCCAUGCGUCCUGUACUGGAUUCCAGGUGAAGAGACACUUUAUCCUCUUCCAGAUCCUCAAGGUGCAAGACUGUUGACAGCCCUGUGAAGGCCAAGUCCAACUUCACUUUGGACCUGUCAGCUUGGGAGCCCGACCCCAGUUUCAAGAUCGUGGAUGUUACAAGCCACCUAUAGCUUCUAUGGUAUCAGGACAUACAAAGCUAGAGAAGUAGCGGCAUCUGAAAAGACUGUUUAGAGUACACAGCUGUUUUGCACAAGGCCACUUUGGCAUUUUGACUUACCUAAUUGCUACUUGUAGGCGGACUAAGGGCCACGCCCCCACGGAUCCUGUCGGUUUUACUGUGUUGGAUUGGUUAGAGGUGGCAAGGCAAAGGAAGAAGAGCUGGAGUUGUCUUCAGAGAGAGCCGACUAGACAUGGGGUCCUGUGAUGGGAGGACUCUGGUUCUGGGGGCCUCUCUUUUCUUAACCCUGCUUAUUAAUUAUUUGGUCAGCUCCAAUCAUUUUUCUGACAACCAGGUUGUGCUUCUUGACACGACAACAGCUAUUGGAGAAUUAGGAUGGAAGACUUAUCCAUUAAAUGGGUGGGACGCUAUCACAGAAAUGGAUGAAUAUAAUCGGCCUAUUCAUACAUACCAGGUAUGUAACGUCAUGGAAGCAAAUCAAAACAACUGGCUCCGUACCAACUGGAUCUCUAGGGAUGCUGCUCAAAAAGUGUUUGUCGAGAUGAAAUUUACACUCAGGGACUGUAACAGUAUUCCUUGGGUAGUGGGCACCUGCAAAGAGACCUUUAACCUUUACUACAUGGAGUCUGAUGAGGCGCAUGGACAAAAGUUUAAGACAAGUCAGUAUAGUAAAAUAGAUACUAUUGCUGCCGAUGAAAGUUUCACACAGAUGGAUUUGGGUGAUCGCAUCCUUAAACUCAAUACAGAAGUGCGAGAAGUGGGUCCCAUUUCUAAGAAGGGAUUUUACCUCGCUUUCCAAGACAUUGGAGCCUGUAUUGCUUUAGUCUCUGUAAGAGUCUAUUACAAAAAGUGCCCCUAUAUGGUGCGCAACUUGGCAAUGUUUCCUGAUACCAUUCCAAGAGUUGAUUCGUCUUCCCUUGUUGAAGUAAGAGGGUCCUGUAUUAAAUAUGCAGAAGAGAGGGACACUCCUAAAUUGUAUUGUGGAGCGGAUGGGGACUGGCUUGUACCACUUGGACGUUGUGUAUGCAGUGUUGGCUAUGAGGAGGUGGAUGGAACCUGCCAUGCAUGUCGGCCUGGAUUCUACAAGGCGUUUGCUGGAAAUAUCAAGUGCUCCAAAUGUCCUCCGCAUAGCUUCACAUAUGUAGAGGCCACAACGGUCUGCCAGUGUGAAAAAGGCUACUUCCGAGCAGAAAAAGACCCACCGGCCAUGGCAUGCACAAAACCACCUUCGGCUCCAAGAAAUGUCAAUUUUAUCUUGAAUGAAACAGCUCUGCAUCUGGAGUGGAGUCCACCGUUUGACACCGGAGGCAGGAAGGACCUCAUCUACAAUGUUAUUUGCAAGAAAUGCGGGUCAGACCCCAACCAAUGUGAACUUUGCGGUGGGGGGAUUCGCUUUGUUCCUCGACACUCAGGAUUGGUUAAUUGUUCCGUCACGAUCCUGGACUUUUUAUCCCAUGUCAACUACACUUUUGAUAUUGAAGUAGUCAACGGGGUUUCGGAACUCAGCCUCUCUGCCAGGCAAUACACUUCCAUCACCAUCACCACAGAUCAAGAAGCUCCUUCACUAAUUGGUAUGGUGAGGAAAGACUGGGCCUCUCAGAACAGCAUUGCUCUAUCAUGGCAAGAACCCGACUAUCCUAAUGGGGUCAUUCUGGACUACGAGAUCAAGUACUAUGAGAAAGACUACCCCCGGAUAGCGCCGGCAUUUUGGCACUACCUGCGGGUAGAUGAACACGAACAGCUCAGUUAUUCCUCCACAAGAUCCAAAGCUCCCAGUGUCAUUAUCACAGGCCUCAAGCCAUCCACCAAGUACAUAUUUCACAUUCGAGUCAGGACCGCUGCGGGAUACAGCGGCUACAGUCAUAAGUUCGAAUUUGAAACCGGAGAUGAAACUUCUGAUAUGGCAGCAGAACAGGGCCAAAUUCUGGUUAUUGCCACCGCUGCUGUAGGAGGAUUUACUCUCUUGGUCAUACUUACUCUGUUCUUCCUCAUCACCGGCCGGUGCCAGUGGUAUAUUAAAGCUAAAAUGAAAUCUGAAGAGAAAAGACGAGCAAAUCUGCAAAAUGGAAACUUGAGGUUCCCUGGAGCAAAAACUUACAUUGAUCCAGACACAUAUGAAGAUCCUUCCUUGGCUGUUCAUGAGUUUGCAAAAGAGAUUGACCCAUCCAGAAUCCGGAUUGAAAGAGUAAUUGGCGCAGGGGAGUUUGGAGAGGUAUGUAGCGGAAGAUUGAAGACACCUGCAAAGAAAGAAAUCCCUGUGGCCAUUAAAACUUUAAAGGGAGGUUACAUGGACAGGCAGCGGCGAGAUUUUCUCCGAGAAGCCAGUAUCAUGGGACAGUUUGAUCAUCCAAAUAUCAUCCGGCUCGAAGGUGUUGUUACGAAAAGCAGACCUGUAAUGAUUGUGGUUGAAUACAUGGAGAAUGGAUCCCUGGACUCAUUCCUGCGGAAACACGAUGGCCAUUUUACAGUCAUCCAGUUGGUGGGCAUGUUACGAGGAAUUGCCUCAGGGAUGAGAUACCUCUCCGACAUGGGAUAUGUACAUCGGGAUUUGGCCGCUAGAAACAUCCUGGUCAACAGCAACUUGGUGUGCAAAGUUUCGGAUUUUGGACUUUCGAGGGUCCUUGAAGAUGACCCUGAAGCUGCUUACACAACCACAGGUGGAAAAAUCCCCAUCAGGUGGACGGCCCCAGAAGCAAUAGCCUAUCGAAAGUUUUCGUCUGCAAGUGAUGCUUGGAGCUAUGGGAUUGUGAUGUGGGAAGUGAUGUCUUAUGGAGAGAGGCCAUACUGGGAGAUGUCUAAUCAAGAUGUCAUUUUAUCCAUAGAAGAAGGUUAUCGCCUCCCUGCUCCAAUGGGUUGUCCAGUCUCUCUUCAUCAGUUAAUGCUUCACUGCUGGCAGAAAGAAAGGAAUCACCGACCUAAGUUCUCAGACAUUGUGAGCUUUCUAGACAAGCUCAUCCGCAACCCCAGCACCCUUAAUAUACUUGUUGAAGAUAUUCUGGGCUUGCCAGAGUCGCCAGGGGAAACACCAGAAUAUCACUUUUUUGUCACAGUGACAGAGUGGCUAGAGUCCAUAAAGAUGGGUCAGUACGCUAAUAAUUUCAUGGCGGCUGGGUUUACAACGUUGGACUUGGUUUGCAGAAUGAGCAUUGAUGACAUCAGAAAUGUUGGUGUUACGCUCAUUGGGCACCAGAGAAGAAUAGUGAGCAGCAUACAGACUUUACGAUUACAAAUGAUGCAUUUACAAGAAAAGGGAUUUCAUGUAUGAAAAUAGUUGAAGCAACUGUUUUGUGCCUCAGUAUUUCUUUAACAGAAGAGAUUCUUAUUUCUCAUCAUGGAUUCUCACUCUCUAAACUACUGGACUCUAUUGAAGAAAAGAGAGAGAGGGAGAUCUUAACACUUCCAGACUGAAGUUUUUGAAAACUUUAAAUAGAUAUGUCUUCAAGUUACGGACAAGUAAAAUCCUGGGCCCCAAAGCAAGAUUUCUGGCAUCUGAUGAGUGACUACGCAUGGGUGUGAAACAUUGUGCGGCAUCUUUAUACAACUGAUCAUGAACUCAAUGGCAGUUUUGUCGACUCUAGCUUCCUUCUCAUGUAGCAAGACGGUGGUAUCAGUCUAACCUACGGACUGCUGUUGUUUUGUAAUCUUGUAGCUCAUAUAAAUUGUGCUUAUUAAAUAAAAGAGAAUACAGAAAAUAUAGUAAGAAUAUUUUAGGUGAAUUUUGGAUUUAGUGUUUUCAAUGUACCUAUCAAAGGGGUUGUCUGGUUUAGAAAACCUAUUAGUCAUAGAAGGAGGUCUCCAAUUCAGGUCCCUAAUCUAUUAACCAGAGCAGCUAUAAAGACAACCAUGGCUCUGGAAGAUCCAGCAAGUCUGGGAAUUAUUAUGGACAGCUCAUAUUUAUUUUAAUGGGACUUGCGUAAUACUUAUUUUCCCCUGUGGUGGUGCUGUAGGGAAAUACAACACAAGCUGAAAGGUUGGCCCACAGAUUAGAGCCGAUCACUUGGAGUUUUGACAGCCGGAUGGCCUAUGAUUAGCUUAUGGCCAGGAGACUCUUCUAAGAAAAAGAUAUUGUUGAAAGUAGACAACCCCUUUAAUGUCAUACAAUGAAGGCAGCCAAUUUGGGAGCCAUAUUUAUAGUGAAGAGAAUAUUUGGGAUUAUUGACAUUACUGAAGCAAGAGGCUCUUUAUUUAAAUCUAAGUGAUGUCAUUAGUUUCCUACGUAUGCACAAGAAGGACAAUGGGUCAACAUCAAAUGGCUGCCUGUGGUAUGGGUAAUGGGUACAAUGUGGAUAGCCAACAUUUUAGCUGCUAAUGUUUAUUUUUUUCUUAUUUUUUUUGGAGAAUAGUAGAUAUCUCUCCAAUGGUUUGAUAUAGUGAGUUUGUGUGUAUGGAUAUUUGAGGUAUUAACAAAGUGUACUUCCUGAGGCCCAGGAUUGAAUUGUCCAUGUAAUCGAUACUCUAUAUUCUUGUACUUUUACAGUUUAGAAUCGAAAAAAAAGAAAUCUUUGUCUUCUAGUGUUUUUACUUCAUCUAUGCCUCAGAAAUCCUUUCCAUAAAAAUAAAGAUGCAAGAGAGCUUUGCUAGUCUCAUAAGCAGCCAGGACCAGGGCCUUCCUGUCCAUUGUUUUCUAGAGAAUAUAUAAAAAGCACAUGGUAAAAUAUACAAUAGGACAUAGAUUAUAUAUAAAUGUUUCAGUACUCAGAACGAGUAUUAUAAAGAUUUAUUUAGUUGGUCAGUAUCAAUUUAUUUUUUUUCCUUUCUCAUGUAUAGUGGCAUAUAGUGCCUUUUACAGGGUCUGUCAUAUUAACUUAGGAUUGCUGCUUUUAAAAGACCCAAUAAAAGUUCUCUUCAAGGUCAAUUCAAAAUUACUACUUGAUAUCUUAUUUCUUUACUUCAACCAAUACAAAGGUACACGGUAUAGUCAACCCACAGCACCCAAGUACAAAGCCACUGAGAUAAGCCAAAAUCAUCAUCUAUACAUAUAUCGACCAGCUAUAUAGGAAUAAAGAGAAAAUGGUCACAUUCAGGCCGAUUCACAUGGGAUAGUUACAUCUGUGUGUUUGCAUCAGUACUACAGAUGCAUGUCCCGGCCUGGCUGCGGUCAGUCCAGGGCUCUCAUCCGUAAUAUGAACGCAAAAAUACACAUGUAACUUGUUUGUGUGAAAAAGGCCUUAUUUUAAGAUCUGAGCUUCAGAUUAGGUAUAGCAUUUUGUAAACCAUGAAUCCAGUUUUAAUCCAUCUUUAGUCCAUAUAAAAAACUAGUUUUAUUAUUGUAGUCUUAGGCACCCUGAUUCCAAUGCUUGUUUUAUUUUAUUGUUGCGCCCCUCCAUUCCCAAGAUAUAGCGAUUUUACUAUUUGACUAUCUACAUUUUCCCUGUAUAGUCAGGUGGGCGGGAACUUCUUUUUAAAAGGAGGUGCGAAUUCUAUGCUAAGAGGGUUGUGAUUAUAAGUCUGAGGCGAUGUAAAUCUGAAUAGGAGGGUGAAUAUGAGCCGGACGGAGCGAGGAUUAGGCUCACACUUCCUUAGCCUAGCAUUUAGCAGGAGAGGGAAAGAAAUGCAAAGAUGGCGCAAUAUAGUGCAGUUAAUCCUUAUUAUAAAAGGUUGGACAGUUGUCCAAAAUAGGAAUAUUGCUCACCUAUGGGUGUUGUGCAGGCAGGCACAACACUGGCGAUCGCAUGUAGCAAGUAGCUGGAAGCGGUGUUCAGUAUCGGGAGGCAGCCAACCGUUGGUCCCGCUAUGCAAGCGGUGUGGAUACAGGAGAAAACAGCUGGUUCCGUGAGACCCUUGCAAGGCUCUCGCAG
Messenger RNA from Hyla sarda, 7483 nucleotides. It is a transcript of the gene EPHA6, whose product is annotated as EPH receptor A6. The transcript has 18 exons. The record is from RefSeq and is a predicted model, not a curated record. The coding region runs from base 1918 to 4950 and encodes 1010 amino acids. Lineage: Eukaryota; Metazoa; Chordata; Amphibia; Anura; Hylidae. Gene Ontology annotation, molecular function: ATP binding; transmembrane-ephrin receptor activity; protein binding. Gene Ontology annotation, cellular component: neuron projection; plasma membrane. Gene Ontology annotation, biological process: protein phosphorylation; axon guidance; cell surface receptor protein tyrosine kinase signaling pathway.